AUGGAUCUUGAUCCAAUGAUAAAUACUUCACAAGAUGAGAAUAAUUAUUCCGACUAUGAUAAUCGACCUAUUCGACCAAUGGAUCAAGAUGCCCUUAAUGAAGCACUUGCACGUUUACCGAUUCUUAUUGAUGAAGAUGAUUCAACAAGAAAUUCAGACUCGAAUACAAGUAUAAAAUUACGACGACAACCAGUACUUGCAUAUUCAACAAGACGUAAAAAUUUUUCCGGUGUUAAUAUCAAUCAAACAGUAUUAAAUGUAACUGAAACACCAACAAAUAAUAAACGUAAAUUAGGUGGAUGUACACCAACAAAUAAAUUUAUUAAACAAAUCGAUGCUCGUCAAGAUUUAAUGAAUCUAAAAGAAGAAAAUAAAAUUUUAGAAGAAUCACAUGAAACUGAAUUGGAAAGAUUAAAACAAGAACAUGAACAAGAAAUUCAAACACUUAUACAAGCUUUGGCUGAUAAAGAACAAUUAUUCUUUCAAGCUAAUCUUGAACUUGAUAAUCUUCGAAAUAAUCAUAUGAUGUUAUUAUUAGAAAAAGAAACACUUGAUAAAAUUGUAGCUGAAUAUCAAUUAAUUAAAGAAGAAAUGAAUAAUAAACUAAUUGAGAAUGAAACAAUCAUAACAAAACUUCGUGAAGAAAUGGAGAAUAUGAGAAGUAUUCAACAACAGAAACAUUUAACAGCGAAAUCUUCUUUAGCUACUGGUCGAAUGCCAAUAAAAGAUAUAUCAACUGAUCGAUCAAGAACUACUAACAAUGUAAUUUCAAAAGAUACAAAUAAUGAAACGAAUCGAUCAAAAUCGAGUAAAAAAGUUUCGAAUGCACGAGGACCACUCUGUUCAACACCAUUUGUUACUACAAAUUUGAAUAAAUCAACAUCAUCAACAUGUUCAUCAAUAUCAACAAAUAAACCACCAUCAUCAAAAGUAAAAAUUAAACCAAAUGUUAUUAUUGAUGAUAAAAAGAAAUUAACACAUAAGCAUACAAAUUUAACAUCAACACAUGUAAAACCGAAAAUAGUUACUAUGAAAUAA
Rotaria sp. Silwood1 is the source of this 1038-nucleotide messenger RNA. NCBI's taxonomy places the organism in Eukaryota, Metazoa, Rotifera, Eurotatoria, Philodinida, Philodinidae. The record is from the annotation of a GenBank genome assembly.